ACAAUGUAUCUUAAAAUGUGAUUUUAAACCUAAUAUUAACGACCCUUCUAGUCUUAUGCCUAACCCUAUCUUUAAAUUAAGACCAAAAAGCACAUUUUUGUUUUCAUGAAUUACAAUAUAUUUCAACUGUGUGGCUGUGGUAAUUAUUGGAAGGGCAUCAACCGGGUCCGCGCCACCAACAUACGAAGGACAGCGUCGACCCCGACCAGACGUACAGAAACCUCGUAGAGCCAAAGAUCGCGUAUCCGUCGUCAGAUUAUCCUUUUCAGUUCUAAUUGCCUCAUCGUCUCGCAUAUUGCAGAUUGUCUGGGGUGAUGCUCUUCUAGAGCCUUUGGAAACCUGGCUCAACAAGGACACAACUUCACCAUGUCAGCAACCAUUCAGAGAAAGACUGGCUUGGCCAACUCUGCUGAAGCCAAGAAAACCGAGCUCAGAAUGAAUGAGAAGAAAUGCUCAUGGGCAUCCUACAUGACAAACUCUCCCACAGUGAUCGUAAUGAUCGGCCUACCUGCCAGGGGAAAGACCUACAUGUCUAAGAAACUGACACGAUAUCUCAACUGGAUAGGGGUGCCAACCAAAGUGUUUAACUUGGGUGUCUACCGCCGAGAGGCCGUCAAAGCUUACAAGUCCUACGACUUCUUCAGGCACGACAACAAGGAAGCCAUGGAAAUAAGGAAACGGUGUGCCCUGGUAGCCCUGGAGGAUGUGAAGGGAUAUCUAACUGAAGAAGGUGGACAAAUCGCUGUAUUUGAUGCAACAAACACAACAAGGGAGAGGAGAGACCUCAUUCUUGAUUUUGGAAAAGAGAAUGCAUUCAAGGUGUUCUUUGUGGAGUCAGUGUGUGACGACCCAGAAGUCAUUGCUGCUAAUAUUCUGGAGGUGAAGGUAUCCAGUCCAGACUACCCAGAGAGGCACAGAGAGAGAGUGAUGGAUGACUUUCUCAAACGCAUAGAGUGCUAUAAGGUUACAUACCAACCUUUGGAUCCCGAUGACUAUGACAAGGACCUAUCCUUCAUCAAGGUGGAGAAUGUGGGCCGGCGCUUCCUGGUGAACCGAGUGCAGGACUACAUCCAGAGUAAGAUAGUGUACUACCUCAUGAACAUCCAAGUGCACUCUCACUCCCUCUACCUGUGCCGGCAUGGAGAGAGCAAUCACAACAUGCAGGGCCGUAUCGGAGGGGACUCGGAGCUCUCCCCAGGAGGAAAACAGUUUGCUCAUGCCUUGCACAGCUUCAUUGAGGAGCACAAACUGUCUGACUUGAAGGUGUGGACUAGCCAACUGAGACGCACCAUCCAGACUGCUGAGGAGCUGAUUGUGCCCUAUGAACAGUGGAAGAUCCUCAACGAGAUCGAUGCUGGUGUGUGUGAGGAGAUGACCUAUGAUAUGAUCCAGAAAUCCUUCCCAGAAGAGUUUGCCCUGAGGGACCAGGACAAGUACCACUACCGCUACCCAGGGGGAGAGUCCUACCAGGACCUGGUGCAGCGGUUAGAGCCUGUCAUCAUGGAGCUAGAGAGGCAGGGCAACGUGCUGGUUAUCUGUCACCAGGCUGUCAUGCGCUGCCUGCUGGCCUACUUCUUGGAUAAGAGUGCAGAUGACCUGCCCUACCUGAAAUGUCCACUGCACACAGUGCUCAAACUCACUCCUGUUGCAUAUGGCUGUAAAGUGGAAAUGUUUUAUCUUAAUGUGAAGGCAGUGAACACACAUCGCGACCGACCACUUGAUAAUGUCCCGAGGGACGCAGCUCCCAUGCUGCUCCGGCGGAAUAGUUAUACCCCCCUGUCCAGUCACGACCAGUUCAAGCGGCCCAGGCUCUACAGUGCUGGCAACCGGCCCUGGCUCCCCGAGAUGCCAGAGGGGAUGCUGCAGCAAAGCCAACCUCGUAUAGGAAGCUGUUUUCUGACUCCCUGUGUGAAGGAGUCGACUAUGACAACCCAGAAACUAGUGGCUGUUUCCACUUCUGAGUGACUACGAAGUCACCUUCAUGUUCAGCUGGUGCCUCAGUAUCUCCCCGUGACCCUGAAGCUCAUCGUCAUGCUCUCCUCCAUUUCUCUGCAUGCCAAACCUCUGGAACAACUGGUGGAAUACUGCAACAACAAAAAAAGCAGUUGUAGAAACAUCUCAACGAUGAUCAUUGGAAACAGGAUGCACCUGAGCUCAAUUUCGAUUCUCAUAGCAAAGGGUCUGAAUACUUAUGGAAAUAAGGUGUUUCAACCUGUUUUCGCUUUGUCAUUAUGGGGUAUUGUGUGUAGAUUGCUGAGGAUUAUUUAUUUAUUUAUUUAUAUUCAUUUUAGAAUAAGGCUGUAACGUAACAAAAUGUGGAAAAAAUCUAGUGGCCUGAAUACUUUCCGAGGGCGCUGUAUAAUUUUAGAUUAGAAGUUAGUCCAGUGCUCUUUAAAAAUUAAAUUAUUGUAUACUGAAGUUGUCACAUUUAUUAAUGUUGCAAGUUAUUUCCUGUGCCUUUUGGGGCAUGCUGAAAGCCUUGCUGGAAACUCAUCUGUUCUGUGCAUAAUAAAUAUGUGUAUAAUCAUACACAUGGUUCCAAAUAAAUGUCAAGAGGUGUGACUAUAUAUUUGAUAGUUUUCCAAGGAUAGCCUGCUCUGCUCAAGAAUGUACUGUAUUCAAUACACGGCUGCGUGAAUUUUAACAUGCCAAAUGUUGCCUGUUGAUAUGGACUUCAUUGCAUCAAUCAGCUAGUUUAGCAUUGUUGAAUUGUAUUUAAGACGUUUCUCCAGUAAUUGUAUUAAAGAGUCAAUGAAGAUAUAAAACAGG
Salmo salar (Atlantic salmon) is the source of this 2769-nucleotide messenger RNA. NCBI's taxonomy places the organism in Eukaryota, Metazoa, Chordata, Actinopteri, Salmoniformes, Salmonidae. The record is from RefSeq and is a predicted model, not a curated record.